AUGCCGGAGCAGCAACGGCCAUAUCGCUCCCACAAAAUCCCCGCUUGUGAUCGCUGUCGCCGAUUCAAGCGCCGAUGUACCGGCGGAACUCCAGAACGGCCAUGUGUGCUGUGCAACCUGCAGGAGGUGCCUUGUACAAUAUCCACAAAACCUAAAUCGCCGUCUAGCUCUCGUUCCAGAGUGAAAUAUGUUCAACGACAUGUUCAACCGCCAAAAAUUGCACCUUCCACUACCAUCCAUACCAUGCCUUCACCCGCCCUAGCUGAUGCGGAAGUAGGCCAAGAACAUAUAGGGCGGGCUUAUCAUGGCUCACCGGGCCUAGAUCAAUCCAAAGUCGAGCUAUCCAUGUUUGCUAGCCCGGUCAUCUCGGAAGAUAUACAGAUCUUGGAGCGAUACAUGUCUUCUAGCUCUAGCUCCCUAUCCUCCGUAGGGAGAAGUGGAUCAUCGGAUAUCCCGCCGGUAUACCUCCGGGCUCCCCGGCGGAGAGAAGGACUGUCUAUGGCAACGGACCCUGGGAAGCGACAGAAGGAGAUUGUAAUGCAAGUCCUACAACCUUAUACAGAUGAAAUGGUCAGAUUGUAUUUCGAGGAGAUCCAUCCGGCGUUCCCUCUCCUAGACGAACAAUUAUUCAUGGAACUAUACAAGGUUGGUGACAAGCUAUCGCCCGUCCUUGUCUGCUAUUUCCUUGCCAUGUGCUUGCUCCUUUGGCAUCAGUCACCUCUCCUGAGGCAGUUUCCAAAGCCGGACACAUUUUUCAUAUGGAACCUCGCUGUCGAGGCUUUACAACAGGACUUCCUAGCCCCGACAAUGUCAACCAUGUACUCGGUGCUAUUGGAUUUAACGGGACGGCCUAUCUAUUCCAUGCUCGUGAACACCGUCAACAACGGCCGGGCGGUUACUCUCGCUCAGACCCUAGGAUUAAACCGCGAUCCGACUCAUUGGAGGCGGCCCAAGAGCGAGAAAUCAUUGCGCAUCCGCCUCUGGUGGGCAGUCGUCAUUCACGAUCGCUGGUCAAGCUUUGCCCAUGGCAUCAGUCCCACUAUAACCAAAUCUCGAUACGACGUUCCCAUCCCGGUGCUCUCGGACAUUAUCACCGGCCCAACCCAAUCGGACACGCGCAUCAAAGCCGCAAACUCGUUCAUAUACCUAUGCACUCUAUCAGAGAUCCUAGGAGAAGUCCUACCCCUAGUCUACGAUCUGAAUAUCAACCAAAAAGAGAUCCGGAAACAGAUCCGACGCCUCGAAACAGACCUCGACGAAUGGGAAGACCGCCUUCCCAGCUACCUCCGUCGAGACAGCGAAGAAACCCCAAGAGUAUCCGGAUCAAGCAAUCUACAACUCGGAUACCUCGCCGUUCGAUUAUUGCUCAACCGGAUCUCUCUGCACGUUACAACCUUAUCAACAGACAUCGACCGUCUCCAAACAACCCGCUACCACCUCUCCCAACUCCGCAUUUCCGCCCAAGAAAUCGUCACCUACGUCUGCUCCCUCACCAAAGCCCAAUUACAGGAAUUCUGGCUUCCUUAUACAGCCCACCAUCUAAUCCUAACCGUAAUCAUCCUCCUCCGCUGCACCGUUGAAUCAACCGACAAAGCCAUAAUAUCAACCUGCAAAACAAGUCUCCAGAACCUCUGGACGAAGCUCCAAUCAGCCGCCGAGGACGGCUGGGAUCUAGCCACCAUGUGCAUCUCGCAGUGCAAGGAGUCCGUGGUGAAGGUUCUUGAUGGUUCUGUUUCGGACAUGAAGGGGAAUAAGAGUGUUGCUGGUGAGUCGCUGCAGGAGGAUUAUGGGAGGGUAGUUCCUGCUCAAGACGAUGGGAGGAGUCCCGUGCUGAGCGGAGGGGAGCUGUUGCCGGAUAUUCUGCCUUUUUCAAAUCCGGAUAUCUCGUUUGAUAAUCAGUGGGAUGUGGGGUUGUGGUAUGGGCAUGGGUGGUUGGGGAUGGAUGGGUUUGGGGCUUGUGAGGUGGGGGGCCAGGGGGGUUUAGAGUAG
Aspergillus alliaceus is the source of this 1989-nucleotide messenger RNA. Its product is annotated as Zn(II)2Cys6 transcription factor. Gene Ontology annotation, cellular component: nucleus. Gene Ontology annotation, molecular function: DNA binding; zinc ion binding; DNA-binding transcription factor activity, RNA polymerase II-specific. The record is from RefSeq and is a predicted model, not a curated record. Gene Ontology annotation, biological process: DNA-templated transcription. Lineage: Eukaryota; Fungi; Ascomycota; Eurotiomycetes; Eurotiales; Aspergillaceae. Bases 1 to 1989 code for a protein of 662 amino acids. The transcript is spliced from 5 exons.